This is a messenger RNA of Puntigrus tetrazona (Sumatra barb), 3273 nucleotides long. RefSeq names its product calcitonin receptor (gene calcr). Gene Ontology annotation, cellular component: axon; plasma membrane. NCBI's taxonomy places the organism in Eukaryota, Metazoa, Chordata, Actinopteri, Cypriniformes, Cyprinidae. Gene Ontology annotation, biological process: adenylate cyclase-activating G protein-coupled receptor signaling pathway; cell surface receptor signaling pathway; positive regulation of cytosolic calcium ion concentration. Gene Ontology annotation, molecular function: amylin receptor activity; calcitonin receptor activity. The record is from RefSeq and is a predicted model, not a curated record. The transcript is spliced from 17 exons. Bases 717 to 2486 code for a protein of 589 amino acids.
CAAAAUCCCCGCGAAUCAUCUUCACGCUGACUAGCCUAUAAUAUAACGCUAAUACGUUCCCGAGGCAGUCUGCCUACCCGCACAGCCUAUCUUGCGAAUGUUUCUCCGACACUGAGAAUGCUGUCUGUAAAGGCGGCUCACUAGAUUUUGAAACACAGCCUCACCGUGUCUUUAAGCGAGCUGGAGCCCGCUGUCAGUGAUUCUAGGAGGAGCCCACACGCUCCACAUGCUCGGCGAGAUAUGAGCGGCAGUUAGAUGCACUUGGAUUACUGGCUGCUGAACUGAAACAACGUCUCCGCUCAUAAAAAAUAUGUAAAACAGUGACGUUUCUGAUUACACGUCUUUUUUUUUAACGAGUGGAUAUUCUCCUCAGUCGGAGAUAAAACACGCGAUGCAGUGAAAGCAUCACUUAUUUUAGUCCCAGACGAUGGAAUUCAGUUUGAAAAGCCCAGCGUGAGAAAGUGAAGUACGCGCAGGAUUUACAUUCUCACCCAUUUUACGAUAGUCAGUAUCCGAGAGCAUGGGUUGGCAAGAGACCCUAUGGCUUUUGGUAUCAUUUAUCUUGGACAAAUGGUUUUCCCGACUGACUUGGGUGGUGGCCUGGUGGUCGUAUGUAUGACGUCAUUUACUUCAAAGUUUGGAGUGACAUCAUAUGUACGGCUGCUAAACUGCUACAUGGGACAUCAGAAACCUCACUGAUGAAUUUGGUGUUGUAAAUGCGUUAUUGUGUGGAGAGUGCAACAAAGGCUGGAACAACAGAGACGAAAGCAGAGCCCAACGUCGACUUAUCCCUUACUCCUGUUAUGAUGGCAAUGGAGGGAGAGAGGCUGAUCAUGACUGAGUCUCAGUACAAAUGUCUGGAGCUUCUGAGCCAAGAUGGAUCCCAUAAUAAAACAGGUUCGUUCUGCAGCAGAUUCUGGGAUGGCUUGCUCUGUUGGGAUGAAACACCAGCUGGAACCUUUGCUUCACAGAACUGCCCAGACUAUCCCAGCUUUGACCCCUUGGAAAAGGUAACCAAAUACUGUGAUGAAUCUGGCAACUGGGUACACAGUUCAUCCAUCAAUAAGACCUGGUCCCACUGUCUCACAUUCUCAAAGGAGAAAAUAAAGACGUUACCAGUUCAUGGCUUUUUAGAGACGGAGACGGAGAUGGAUCCCACCGCUGAGAGUCAGGUCAGCCCUGUAGUGACUCAGAAAGCGGAGGAGAGGAAGAAGAUCAUCGAUGGUCAAUAUAAAUGCUUUGAGAAAAUGAACAGAGACCAGCCAUAUAACAAAUCAGGUUCAUACUGCAACCGCACGUGGGAUGGGUGGCUAUGCUGGGACGAUACGCCGGCGGGAACAUACACAUCUCAAAACUGCCCCAAUUACUUCCCUGACUUUGACUCUACUGAAAAGGUCACCAAGUAUUGCGAUGAGACAGGAAACUGGUUUAGGCACCCUGAGACAAACAGGACAUGGUCCAACUACACCCUUUGCAUUGCUCACACCAAGGACAAGCUCAAGAUGGCGUAUAUUUUGUAUUAUAUGGCGAUUGUGGGUCAUGCUCUUUCUAUAGUGUCCCUUCUCAUCUCUCUGGCCAUUUUCUUUUAUUUCAGGAGCCUGAGCUGUCAGAGAAUCACGCUACACAAGAACCUGUUCUGCUCGUAUGUGCUCAACUCAGCCUUCACCAUCGUCAACCUCAUAACUGUGGUCAACAACCCCAAAGUGGUGCAGAGGAAUCCGAUUGGCUGCAAGGUGCUUCACUUCUUCCACAUGUACAUGCUGGGCUGUAACUAUUUCUGGAUGCUCUGUGAGGGGAUUUACCUGCACACGCUGAUUGUGGUGGCCGUUUUUGCCGAGGAGCAGCAUCUGCACUGGUAUUAUCUUCUGGGCUGGGGAUUCCCCUUGGUGCCUGCAUCCAUCCAUGCUGUGGCGAGGAAGAAAUACUUUGAUGACAACUGCUGGAUGAGUGUGGAGACACAUCUGCUCUAUGUGGUUCACGGCCCCAUCAUGGCAGCUUUAUUAGUCAAUUUAUUUUUUCUGCUGAACAUAGUACGGGUUUUGGUGACCAAACUGAGAGAUACGCAUCGAGCUGAGUCAAACAUGUAUAUGAAGGCAGUGAGGGCCACCCUCAUUCUUGUGCCCUUAUUGGGCAUUCAGUUCGUCAUCUUCCCUUGGCGGCCAGAGAACCGCUUGGCAGGAGAGAUAUAUGAUUACAUCAUGCACAUAUUAAUGCAUUACCAGGGAUUGCUGGUGGCAACCAUAUUCUGCUUUUUCAAUGGAGAGGUCCAGGGAGCUCUGAAAAGGCAGUGGAUGCAGUACAAAGCCCAGUGGGGUCAGCGUCGACGUGAACACUGCUCCAUGAGAUCCACCUCCUACACCGCCACCUCCAUCACCGAGGUGCCCGCCUUCAUGUACCAUCAUGACUGCAACAGUGAACACUUGAAUGGUAAACAAACAGAAGACUCCGAGCUAGUGGCCCUCAAGACGGGCGAGACAUACGCAUGAUCAUUCGGAGAAAAAGAUAAUACUGGGAAAAAAUGUGAUUCAAUCAAACCGGAGACUGGAGACUCAGAUUGACUGAACCUUCGCAAACUCCCCCAUCUCAGACAGCACUUAAGCUUCGACACCAGAACAUUCAAAGCCUUGUGCUGGCAAAGCCGUUUCUGUUGAAAUGUUUCUCAAGGCUUUGUUUAUAUUCUGUUCAGCUCUGCUUCUGCGAGUUGAAACGCAAAGGAACCGAAAAAAAAAAUAGAGAGAUGGGAUGUUUUUUUUUUUUUUUUUUAAAUGUCAUACUAAAGCUGCUAGUGUCAGGCUCCUCUCACAUCCUUUUUGGGCUGGUGGCCACAAAUAAAAAAAAGUUACUUUGCAAAAAACCAAAGGAUGUGUUGAUUUGUGGGAUGCUGCGUGUUUCUCUAAACCACUGGGAACCGAUCCUCCAGAGGACAGGCUACGCUCGUCUGUCUCUGAACAAAGGAAAGUUCUUCUGUGCCUGAAUCCUGUUCCUGAUGGUGGUGAAAUGUCAGAGGAGGUUACGGAGAUCUGUCUGACGGUCAUUUCGCAUUUGAAAAUAGCUUUUUAUCUGUCUUGCGAGACUCCUGACUGCUUUAUUGUUUUUGCAGCUGUACUUUUCUGCCUCGUCUUUGCUGCAAAAGGGGGUGUGGAGAAAAAGAUGAACAUGGACAUGGACAAUUUUAGGACUGCUUAAAAGUAAAUUCACAAACCUGUGCAUAGAUAUGCACAAAAAUGUAUUCUGUAAACAAAAACAAAACAAAAAAUAUAUAUUUAAAAAGCU